Molecule: messenger RNA, 3513 nt
Organism: Cylicocyclus nassatus
Lineage: Eukaryota; Metazoa; Nematoda; Chromadorea; Rhabditida; Strongylidae
Source: the annotation of a GenBank genome assembly
AUGACGUCAUUGCACUUCGGGUUGCUGGCGCUUUUGCCGGCGCUUUUUCUGGCCACCCGAUCGUGGCCAGAAACUUCUACACAUCAUCCACUGGUCACUCCACAUAAUACGUCUCAAGUGGUGCUGGAAUGUGCUCCAGCCGAAAAUUUCAUUCAGACACAUAUGGCACCGGAUUUCGAGACACCACAACUGGUCCGACGUCUUGACUGGUUCCAUGACGAUACCCUGGUGGCCAGUUAUCAGCAGAACGUGGUCGACGAUCCUUCCCGGCAAUGGUGGGUAGCCGAUGGACGAUUCAGCUUUACCCGUCCCUUCUACGGUCUUCGAAUCGCCCCGAUCCUACCCGAAGAUUCUGGAAUGUACCGAUGUCGACUGGAAACCGACCCGCUCUUCGCCCUCACCCUCUCGACCGCCUUCGUCGAAUUGGCUGUGAUGGUCCGGCCAGUGGCUCCAUCCAGUCCUGAAGUGAAAGCGUUUUCGAACAGAUCUGUAACCUUAGCAUGGAAUCACAACACUGCCCGAGCUCAUCGUCCCAUCAUACGAUUUUCUGUGAUGGUCAGAGCAAUCGAAGAUGACUCACGAUUUGUGAUGCCGGCACCGUCAAAUGCUACCACAGUCAUAGUUGAUAAUUUGUCUCCGGAUACUCUAUAUGCUUUCGCGGUUCGAGCUGAAAAUGCAGCCGGUCAUAGUCCAUUUGGACCAGAAACACGGUUUCGGACACUUGGUGAACCUCCAACCUCUGCACCUGCAAUACUGGGAAUUCGAAAUUCAACCGAAGGCUGUGUUUCCAUAGCUGUGGAACCACCGAAUAUGCAUGGCAAACUGAAUGGCUAUCACUUCCUGAUACUCAGAUUGAAUGACAAUGAACCGAGGAGAGAGUUUUUUCCCGGAAACAUGAGCGGGCCAUACACUAUCUGCCGACUGCAACCACAUACCUCUUAUGCGCUUUCCUUAGAAGUAGACAACGGGUUUGGCAGAUCUCCCCCAGCCAGGCAACUGUUCCAAACUGAUGAAAGCAUACCAAGCGGUGCUCCAGCAGACAUCCGGGUUACUCCUGUCAUCGGUACACCUUCAAUCAUGGUACACUGGAGAAAGCCCAACAAUUCAGGAGUGAUCACACAUUAUCACCUCUAUCAUAAGAUGCGCGGACAUGCGAAGUGGAAAGUCGAUCACCUUAGUGUCACCCGACCCGAACAAACCUCGUACAAAUUCGAGCUUGCUGGACUUGCGCCAUCGACCAAGUACCACUUCCGAUUGUCAGCUUCAAGCUCAAAGGGAGAAGGACAACGAAGCGUUGAACAUGUUGCUACUACUGAUGUCGUGGUUCCGCCACCACCAGAAAUUACUCAACUCACCUUUGAUUGCAAAAAUGGCAUCACACUUCAAUGGACAAGCACAGCAAGCCAUAUUUGUCAUGUGGAACUGAGAAAUGAGACCAACGUUCGGCUUUUCAAUACAACGGCUCUCAAGAUUGAUAUCGGCGAUCUCACACUGCAAGAUGAGUACAGAACAAGAGUACGAUGCUCUGCAAGGAGUACUGUAGACAAUCAAACGCUUCUCACUGGUGAAUGGGGGCAAGAACAGCGAUUCGUUCUCAAUCAGCAAUGCUCCUAUCAAUCGUCUGUAUGCUCACCAAAUAGCAAGUGCUUGAGAUUACGAGAUAGUUCCUCCUCUCCUAGAUUUUCCUUGCUCGUCGCCGGUGCUGCUUUAUUCCUCUUUGUAGUUCUUUGCUUUCUGAUCAUCUAUUCGCUCAAAGGAAAAUGCCUCGAUAUCAAAGCGCUCAUCAAGAAGAAGGAGAAGUGCGUUUACCUGGAGGAACUGAGCCCACUUGUUUAUGAUUCGGCCACAUGUGAUGACAUUCCCGUAGAGCUUUUCUAUGGCUACUGCGAAGAUCUUGCAAGAAACGACAAUGCUAAAUACAAGCAGCAAUUUCAGCAAGUUGAACUUCUGACAUCUUGCGACUGCUCAGAACCGGACAUGCUAGAGAAGAACUUGGACAAGAACAGAUAUCUCAACAUCGGUGCAAUAGAGGCUUCUCGAGUUCGAAUUAACUCCACCACGAACGGGUCUGAUUACAUCAACGCCAAUUACAUCGAUUCUUGUGAGAAACGGAACGCAUACAUUGCCACGCAAGCCCCUCUACCAUCAACUUUUGCCGAUUUCUGGGAGAUGAUGUGGCAGGAAAGAAGUAACAUCAUCGUUGUUAUCACGAAUAUGGUCGAAGAUGGAAGGCGAAAAUGUGACCAGUAUUGGCCAAGUUCCGACAGUACACCUCAAACUCACGGUCAAUAUCAAAUCGGACUCGUUAGCGAAACCUCGAAUACGCACUUUGUACAUAGAAUAUUGACUUUGAGAAUAGCGAAAUGUGUUCCACCGACCGAGCGGCGAGUACAUCAAUUACAUUUCAAAGGAUGGCCAGACCAUGGUGUGCCAGAUACAGUCUUUCCUCUUCUUACAUUUAUGCAUUAUGUAGCUGAGAUACAUUCUACAGGACCAGUUGUUGUGCACUGCAGUGCCGGAGUAGGUCGCUCUGGUUCCUUUAUCCUAGUUGAUAGUAUGCGACGUCACUUGAUCAGCUACAGAAAGUUGAACCUCAUGGGUCACCUCAUUCACAUGCGUAGACAACGAGAGAAACUUGUUCAAACUGUGGAGCAGUACAUGCUUUGUCAUGAAGCUGUUCGACAACUCAUUCGCCAUGGCAUCACACGGGUUCAUUCCGAUCUCUUUCAAAGAUACCUCAACUAUCUCGGAGAAGAAAAUGUGAAUGGUAAAACGCGAAUGCAAGUGCAGUACGAGGAUCUCUGCGAAUGUCGCCACAAUCCAGUGUGUAGUCCUCCGACAGAAUAUAUCACGCUGCCGGGCUACCACCGACCAGAUGAGUUUAUCGUUGCAAAUUGGCCGAAGGAAUGCUCUGAAUUGUGGCAAUUGAUAUGGAGUCAGAACUGUCAGACGGUAGUCUUGUUAGGUGAAGGGGAUUAUUGGACGGGCAUAGAGAAAGUGGACGAUCUUAGCAUACAACAUGGCGAUAAUUUCGUGUUAUUGCAGAACAACGAAGACCAGCUUUGCGUUCGAAUAGUCGUUGUAACUCGGGCGGCCCUCGAGUCGGAUUUUUGGGCCGAAGUCGAGCGGAUACAAAUGGAGCGGCUAGCCUAUCACGACGCUCCUUUGCUCAUCAUCAACCCGAUACGGCCGGAAACGAUCUCAUCAUCUAGUCCACGAAUCUCCUCUGAAGGUGCACAACCACUAAUGCUCAACCAUGUCAACCAUGUCACGUCAAAUAGCUCAACUUUAUCGUUAUCAAUGAUUUACAAUGGUGAACCCUCACCAUCUCUAGCAUACUGCCUUUGUGCCCUUACAUCAUUAGCAUGUCAGCUGGAACAGCAAGGUUGUGUAGAUGUCGUCCUGCUUUUAUCGUCCUAUUCUCACAUCCACUGUGGACUCUGGUCAUCUAGGCAAGAUAUUGAAAUGAUCUACGAAAAAAUGGCGAUCCUCGUCAACACAUCCAGGGUAUAA